This is a messenger RNA of Phlebotomus argentipes, 3615 nucleotides long. It is a transcript of the gene Hem, whose product is annotated as membrane-associated protein Hem. The transcript has 5 exons. Gene Ontology annotation, cellular component: SCAR complex. Gene Ontology annotation, biological process: cell morphogenesis; cortical actin cytoskeleton organization; cell migration. Lineage: Eukaryota; Metazoa; Arthropoda; Insecta; Diptera; Psychodidae. The record is from RefSeq and is a predicted model, not a curated record. The coding region runs from base 241 to 3615 and encodes 1124 amino acids.
AAUGCCAGAAAAGUGAGUUUAAUUGAUAACGCUUGUGUUCUUGUGUGGUUUAGUGUAAAAAUGCUUAAGAUUUGAGUAGUAUUUAUAUGAUUUUCGUAAAUUUUCAGUUUUGGCUCUGAGGCGCUCGUGAGUGCAGUUCCUGGCGUGAACAGUGUGUUGCAAGGAAAAAUUGAGUGUUUAGUGGAGUUUUUCUAGCUGUGGAACGCGUGAAGUGUGCCGGAAGGGCGCGUCCGUCCGGAAAUGAUGGCCAGACAAUUGAAUCCGAAUCAUCAGAAGAUCACUGAGAAGCUGAUAAUCCUCAAUGACCGUGGUGUGGGCAUUCUCACGAGGAUCUACAACAUCAAGAAGGCUUGCGGGGACACAAAGUCAAAGCCUGGCUUCCUCUCGGACAAAUCCUUGGAAUCCUCAAUCAAGUUCAUCGUGAAGCGCUUCCCGAAUAUCGAUGUCAAGGGCUUGCAGGCGAUCACAAACAUCAAGGCGGAGGUCAUUAAGAGCCUCUCGCUGUACUACUACACCUUUGUAGACCUGCUGGACUUCAAGGAUCAUGUGUGCGAGUUGCUGACCACGAUGGACGCCUGUCAGAUCCAUUUGGAUCUCACGGUGAACUUCGAGCUCACGCGCAACUAUCUGGAUCUCGUGACCACGUACGUGUCACUGAUGAUCCUGCUGUCGCGCGUGGAGGACAGGAAGGCGGUCCUGGGGCUCUUCAAUGCCGCUUACGAGAUGCAGAACAACAGCAGCGACGCCAGCUUCCCGCGUCUCGGUCAGAUGAUCAUUGAAUACGACGUGCCGAUCAAGAAGCUCUCAGAGGAAUUCAUUCCGCAUCACAGACUCCUCUCAGCGGCGCUCAUUUCGCUCACUAAGGUUUAUCCCAUGCGGAACUUGCCUGUGGAGAAGUGGCGCGAGAUGCAGACGCUGAGUCUCGUAGGCAAUCCGGCGAUGCUGCUAAAACCAUCGAAAACGGACACAAUGUCCUGCGAAUAUGUGCCGCUGGAAACCAUGGAUCGCUGGAUAAUCUUCGGGUUGAUGCUGAAUCAUCAGCUGCUGGGAAACACGCAGCCAAUCAUGCAGAUCUGGAUGGCGGCGCUGGAGAGCAGUUGGGUGAUCGCUCUGUUCCGCGAUGAAGUCAUCCACAUCCAUCAGUACAUCCAGUCGGGCUUCGAUGGGCUGAAAGGCUACAACAAGCGCAUCUCCGAGGUUAAGGAGUGCUAUAAUCAGGCAAUCCAGAAGGCUUCGUUCGUCCAUCGCGAGCGCAGAAAGUACCUCAGAACGGCACUCAAGGAAUUGGCUCUGAUCCUGACAGAUCAGCCUGGUCUGUUAGGCCCUAAAGCGCUGCUGAUCUUCAUCGGGUUGUCCUUCGCCAGGGACGAAGUUUUGUGGCUCCUGCGUCACAACGACAAUCCGCCGAUCAUGAAGGGCAAGGGAAAGGCGACAGAAGAUCUCGUGGACAGACAACUGCCCGAGCUUCUGUUCCACAUGGAGGAAUUGCGAGCGCUGGUGAGGAAGUACAGCCAAGUCAUGCAGAGAUUCUACGUGCAAUACCUCUCGGGCUACGACUCAAUUGACCUCAAUCUCAAGAUGCAGAACUUGCAAAUGUGUCCGGAAGAGGAGAGUCUCAUUAUCUCUUCGCUGUACAACACGUCAUCGAGUUUGAGUGUGAAGCAAGUCGAGGAAAACGAGACCUUUGAUUUCCGGGCCUUUCGACUAGACUGGUUCCGUCUGCAGACGUACAUGAGUGUGGCCAAGUCGGCCAUAAGGAUUAUGGACUUUGUGGGUCUUGCCAAUCUCCUCGAUUCGAUGGUCUUCCACACGAAGAUGGUGGACAAUCUGGAUGAGAUUCUGGUGGAGACGUCAGAUUUGUCCAUCUUCUGCUUCUACAGCAAGAUGUUUGAGGAUCAGUUUCACAUGUGUCUGGAAUUUCCGGCACAGAAUCGCUACAUAAUCGCUUUUCCGCUGAUCUGCAGCCACUUCCAGAACUGCACGCACGAAAUGUGCCCAGAGGAGAGGCAUCACAUUCGCGAGCGCUCGCUGAGCGUGGUGAACAUGUUUCUCGAUGAGAUGGCCAAGGAGGCGAAGAACAUCAUCACGACGAUCUGCGAUGAGCAGUGCACCAUGGCGGACUCGCUGCUGCCCAAGCACUGCGCCAAGAUCCUCUCGGCGUCCGCCAGUCGCAAGAAGAAGGACAAGGUGAAGAAGCAAAUGGACGACAUUCGCAAGCCAGGCGACGAAUCACACCGUCGCACGCGCGAGGAUCUCACGACGAUGGACAAACUCCACAUGGCGCUCACUGAGCUCUGCUUCGCCAUCAACUACUGUCCCACCGUGAAUGUGUGGGAAUAUGCAUUUGCGCCGCGCGAGUACCUUUGCCAGCAUCUGGAGAAUCGCUUCUCGCGCGCACUCGUCGGCAUGGUGAUGUACAAUCAGGACACAAUGGAGAUUGCCAAGCCCAGCGAAUUGCUGGCCUCCGUGCGUGCGUACAUGAAUGUGUUGCAGACUGUUGAGAAUUAUGUGCACAUCGACAUCACGCGGGUGUUCAACAACUGCCUUCUGCAGCAGACGCAAGCGAAUGACAGUCAUGGGGAGAAGACUGUGGCCACGCUGUACAACACUUGGUACUCUGAUGUUCUGCUGAGGCGUGUGUCGGGGGGAAAUAUUGUGUUCUCGGUGAAUCAGAGGGCGUUCGUCAGCAUUACGCCCGAGGGCUGCAUCCCCUUCAAUCCGGAGGAGUUCAGUGAUGUCAAUGAGCUGCGAGCGCUGGCGGAAUUGAUUGGUCCUUAUGGGAUUAAGUUGCUGAAUGAGACGCUGAUGUGGCACAUUGCCAAUCAAGUGCAGGAGCUCAAGAGGAUGGUGUUGAUGAACAAGGACACACUCAGCUUGCUCAGGACGAGUUUCGACAAGCCGGAAGUGAUGAAAGAGCAAUUCAAGAGGCUUCAGCAAGUGGAUAAUGUUCUCCAGAGGAUGACCAUUAUUGGUGUGAUCCUGAGUUUCAGGCAAUUGGCACAGGAGGCACUCUUGGACACUCUUCAGCAGAGGAUUCCAUUCCUCGUGAGCAGUGUUAAGGAUUUUCAGGAACAUCUUCCGGGUGGCGAUCCGAUUAAGGUGGUCUCUGAGAUGGCUUCAGCCGCUGGCCUCACGUGCAAAGUAGAUCCCACACUUGCGUCAGCGCUGCGCUCGCAGAAACCCGAGGUUGACGAUGGAGAACACCUGAUCGCAUGUCUUCUGAUGGUCUUUGUGGCCGUGAGCAUUCCCAAGUUGGCCAGGAAUGACAAUUCCUUCUAUCGCGCCAGUCUCGAAGCGCACGCCAACAACACACACUGCAUGGCGUUGGCCGUGAACAACAUCUUCGGCGCCAUGUUCACAAUCUGUGGCCAGAAUGACAUUGAGGAUCGCAUGAAGGAGUUUCUGGCGCUGGCCAGCUCGUCGCUGUUGCGCCUCGGGCAGGAGUCCGACAAGGAGGCGACGCGCAAUCGUGAGUCCGUUUAUCUGCUUCUCGAUCAGAUCGUCAAGGAGUCGCCCUUCCUCACCAUGGAUCUUCUCGAGUCGUGCUUCCCGUACGUGCUCAUCCGUAACGCUUAUCACGCGGUGUACAAGCAAGAGCAGGCGCUCUUCAACUAA